Molecule: messenger RNA, 5339 nt
Organism: Dimorphilus gyrociliatus
Lineage: Eukaryota; Metazoa; Annelida; Polychaeta; Dinophilidae
Source: the annotation of a GenBank genome assembly
AUUUUACCUCCAGUGAGAGAUGGGUACGAGCUCAUGGAGGCAAUUUCGCCUUCUUAUGUGGAAAAAUUGGCUUAUUCAAAAGAGAAAGACAGUUUUAACCUGCUUCGAAAUUGGUUUACCUGUGUUUUUUGCAAUAGUUAUAUUUGGUAUACGUCAAAUUGUUGAAGUUACAGACCACGAUAAAGCUGUUCAAUGGAAACCCUACAAUAUUCCAAAACUAUCAAGAAACGAUAGUCUAAUCAUGUAUACCCCUGAUAAUCAGUUAACGAAAAACAUACUAAAUGAUAUGAAAAAUGACUUAAAAUUAGCAAGAAAACCUAUUGGUUUCCCUUCGGAAAAAGCUCUUGAAUUGCAUAUUGAAGAUUCUGUACGAGGUGAAGAAUACAGACUCUCUGUUGGAGUUGUAUUUACUAAUCUAAAUGGCAGUCAAUUACAAGAUUCAAUUAAAUAUAAACUACGAUUACCAAUUGAUACCGAUGGUAUCUUGGGUCCACGCCGUUGGUUUACAAAAUCUGUAUUUCCUGCUUUUCAAACUCCUGAGCCAAGAGAAAAUGGCCAAGAAGAUUUUAAGCCAGGUUAUACUAGAUGGAACUAUCUAACUUUUCAGUAUGCUGUUGAUAAAUCAAUUAUAAAAAAUAUUAAACCUACGUUUGAUGCAUCGAAAUAUGAUGUUCAAAUGCAGAAACUUCUACAUCCUCCUUACAUCGACAACCCUUUCCUCAAUAUUAUCCAAUUUCAGUUGCCGUUUAUUAUACUUUUGUCCUUUAUCCUUCUUGUUCCAUCCAUUGUCAAGGACAUAGCUUUGGAAAAAGAAAAACGUCUAAAGGAAUCGAUGAAAAUGAUGGGAUUGAAGAGUUGGUUGCACUGGAGUGCUUGGAUAGCGAAAUACUUACUUUUUAUGAUGAUAAGCAUUUUACUAUAUACAAUAUUUUUUUGUAUACAAACUGGUAAAGGAGGAGUGUUUGAUAAAUCAGAUCCUAUCUGCAUAUUCGUGUUUUUAUUUUUGUAUGCUAUAUGCACAAUUUCAUAUUGCUGUAUGAUCACUACAUUCUUCUCCAAGGCUAAUUCAGCUGCUGCUGCGGGUGGAAUUCUCUUUUUUGCCACAUAUACUCCAUAUUUUUUCUUGUCUACCCAAGUUCAAGAGUUAACUACAGGAGUAAAAUUUGCUUCAUCUCUUCUACACAAUCUUGGAAUGGCUUAUGGUUGUAAUGUAAUCGGAGUUUAUGAAGGUACAGGUGAAGGAGUACAAUGGAACAAUAUUGGAAAGCUUGCGACUGAGGACGAAAAUUUCAAAAUGUCGGAUGUAUUCUUGAUACUUUUAAUUGAUACCAUACUCUAUGGCAUAAUCACUUGGUAUGUUGAUAAUAUUCACCCAGGUGAAUUUGGUCUUGCUAAACCGUGGUAUUUCCCCUUCACCAAGUGGUACUGGUGUGGAGGAGCUCAAAAUUUCACUGGUACAGAUGAUGACAAUCUCGAACAUGAAGUCAAUACCGAAAUGUUUGAACCGAUUAACCCUGAUAUUGAAUCAGGUGUUGAAAUAAGAAACUUACGAAAGCAAUUCAAAGUUGGAGGGAAAAUAAAGACAGCAGUUCGAGGCACGACGAUUAAAAUGUUCAAAGGUCAAAUUACAGCUCUACUUGGUCAUAAUGGAGCAGGAAAAACAACUACUAUGAAUAUGUUGACGGGCUUUAUUUCUCCUACGUCUGGAGAGGCUCUUGUAAAUGGAUACAAUAUUAGAACUGAUAUCGAUUCAGUGAGAAGCAGUUUGGGCUUGUGUCCUCAACACGACAUUCUCUUCGAUAAUCUAACAGUUGAAGAGCAUCUAGAGUUUUUUGCCGCACUGAAAGGAUGUCCCAGCGGGCAAAUAAAGGGCGAAGUAACCCAAAUGAUAAAGCUUUUAGGUCUUGAAUCAAAAACAAAAAAGCUAUCAAGUACGCUUUCUGGUGGUCAAAAACGAAAAGUUAGCGUUGGAAUAGCUUUAAUAUAUGGAUCGAAAGUUGUUAUACUGGAUGAACCUACUUCUGGAAUGGAUCCUGAAGCGAGAAGACAAACAUGGGACAUUCUUCAGUCUCAGAGAGAAGGAAGAACAAUUAUUUUAUCAACUCAUUUUAUGGACGAAGCGGAUCUGUUGGGCGAUAGAAUAGCAAUUAUGGCUGAAGGAGUAGUUCAAUGCUGCGGAACAAGCUUAUUCUUAAAAUCGAAAUACGGAGUUGGCUAUCAUAUGACUAUUGUAAAGCAACCAACAUGUAAUGUUGAUUCUUUGACAACGAUUAUAAAAAAUUAUGUCCCAGAAGCACAAAUGGAGUCAAAUGUAAGCGCUGAACUAUCGUACAUUUUACCUCAGAAGUGUAGCAACAAAUUUGAGAGUAUGUUCAGUCAUCUUGAAAGCUCAAAAGAUUCUCUAGGAAUUGACUCGUUUGGAGCAAGCGUUACAACAAUGGAAGAAGUAUUCUUAAAAGUUGGAGAAUCGAUGGAUGAAAGUCUUGCGACUAGGCUACAAACGAUUGACGAGAACGGCACAACGUUAGAUAUAGAACAGGAUAGAAACACAAGUAAAAAUUCAGGAUUUACUCUAUAUAUUCAACAAUUUCUAUCUGUAUUCAUUAAGAAGGCGAUACAUUCAUGGAGAAAUAAAAUUUUGUCACUUGUUCAACUCAUAUUACCUACAGCCUUUACGAUUAUGGCUGUUAUAAUAGUUAAACAGAUUGAAGGAAACCUGGGCACUGAAUUAACUGUAAAGAAGCUUAGUCUUAGCAUGUUUUCAUCUACAACUACCCUUGCUGAAAUAAGUAAACAAGCUGACGCAGAGGCUUUAGGAAAUGGUUUCGAAAGAUUUGUCAAAGAUGAAGGUGGAAAUACUUUUAAAACUGUAGCCAAUCUAACAUCCGAAUUAAUCAGCUUUUCAAGUGAUAAGCCUAUCAGCUAUAAUAAACAUUAUAUGAUUGCUACAAAUAUUGAAAGUUCUAACAAUCGCUUUAUAAUUACUGCCUUUUUCAACGGAGAAGCCUUUCAUACACCUCCGAUUUCGCUAAGCGGAGUGACCAAUUCUAUUUUAAAGAAGGAAGCUGGACUUGAUAGAGGUAUUGUUAUCUCCAAUCAACCCCUUCCCUAUCUUCCCAAUACUAAAGCGAAGACGGAAGUCAACUCUCAAAACAUAACGAGUACUAUAAUCAUUUACAUUUUAAUGUUUGGAUUAGCGUUUUUAAUAGCAUCGUUUAGUAUGUUCGUCGUUAAAGAGAGGGCCAUUAAGGCCAAACACUCUCAAUUGGUAUCUGGAACAAGAAGUGUUAUAUAUUGGUUGUCAACCUUUUACUGGGAUUUCUUCAAUUUCUUAAUACCGUGUCUUUGUGUUAUAGCUGUUAUUGGAAUUGGAGAUAUUGAAGGAUAUGUAAAAGAUGAUAAUCUCGGAAAAUUAUUUUUACUCUUCUUGCUAUUUGCUGCAGCAGUCUUGCCUUUUACCUACCUACUAAGUUCGCUAUUUGAUGUAUCAGCAUCCGCUUUUGCAUGGUUAUCCGUAAUUAAUACUCUCACUGGAAUAAUAGCUCUUUUAGUAACACAAAUCCUAUCAGAUGACUCUCUUGGAGCAACCAGCGUUGCGAAAGUCCUUAAAAUACUCUUUACCAUAUUUUUGCCUCAUUAUUGCUUUGGUUCGGGAAUGGUUGAUAUUCAUAACAAUUACCAAACUCUAAAAUUUUGCUUACAGCCGAAAAUACAAACAUUGUGUUCAAUCCCCCAAGCAUCGAAUCCAUGUUGUAAGGAAACUUGUAAGGAAAGUUGUUUUAAUUACGAAGAGAACUAUUUCAGUUUCGAUUUACCUGGAAUUGGGCGUCCUAUUUUGGGUUUAAUUGGACAGUGUAUCUUUUACAUGUGCAUAGUUUUAUUCAAGGAGACAAGCACUUAUAAAAUGAUCGCUCAAAAAGUAGCCAAUAGAAUUUUAAACCCUAGAAGAAAAUCAAUAGAUUUACAAGGAAGACAGAAUAAAGCUUACUUCAACAACGAAAGAAAUUUAUCAGUUUCACCUGAACCAUUACCGGGACAAUUUCAAUUGGAUGAUGAUGUUCUUAAGGAGAAAGAGAGAAUCAGAGCUAUGGAUAAGAAACAACUUAAAGAACAGUACAUUAUUGGUAUUGACGAUAUUCAAAAAUAUUAUGGAAACUUUCACGCAGUGCAUGGUCUCAGUGUAGCUAUUCCUAAAGGUGAAUGCUUUGGUCUUCUUGGGGUAAAUGGUGCAGGAAAGACAACAACAUUUAAAAUGUUAACUGGAGACGAGACCAUUUCAUCAGGUCAGGCUUGGGUUAAUGGUCACUCUGUAAUCCACAAUUUGCAGCAAGUUCAACAAUCUGUUGGCUACUGCCCUCAAUUUGAUGCUCUAAUUGACCAAUUGACUGUUAAAGAGACGCUAUACAUGUACGCAAGAAUUAGAGGAAUAAAAAGAGAAGAUAUGCAAUCGGUUGUUGAUGACCUAAUAGACUCUUUACUUUUAAAAGAUCACUCUGAAAAAGAGGUUUAUCAACUGUCUGGAGGAAAUAAGAGAAAACUAUCCACUGCACUCGCUCUUAUUGGAGAUCCGCCAGUUGUAUUCUUAGAUGAGCCUACUACUGGAAUGGAUCCCGUAGCUCGCCGUCUUUUAUGGGAUACUUUGUCAAAAGUAAGAGCAAAGGGUACAACUUUGGUAUUAACUUCUCAUAGUAUGGAAGAAUGCGAAGCUCUAUGUACACAGAUAGGUAUAAUGGUAAAUGGCCAAUACAAAUGUCUUGGAAGUACUCAACAUUUAAAGUCCAAGUUUGGGGAAGGAUAUACCCUUUUGUUGAAGAUUGGAAUUUCUGUAGAUCAUUCUUAUUCCGUUCCGGAAGUGACAGCUAAACUUAUGGAGUAUAUUAACUCUGCAUUUCCCGGGGCACAAUUGAAGGAUUCGCAUGAUGGCUAUCUUCAUUAUCAGAUUUCCGACGAAGCAGCAACCUGGUCAUCUAUAUUUGGAACAAUAGAGAGAGCCAAAGAAGAGUAUCACAUUGAGGAUUACUCAGUUAGUCAAACUACACUAGAGCAAGUAUUUAUUAACUUUGCCAGACAGCAAAGAUCACCGGAGGACAACAAGGUUGGAUGCACAGUGAAAUUUAAAAACUGUAUGUCAUUCUUCUGUUGUUGCGGAUGUUGUGCUUGAGAAACUAGCCAUUACUUUAAACACUUUUAACGACAAUAUAAAUUAUUUUAAAAAAGAAAAAUCUGUUUUAAAGCAAGCACAAAUGUCUUUUUUGUGAUGAGUUUACGCUACCUAAAUGUUCUGUGAUAAUGAAAACAUUCAAUCAAAGUACGUAAUACAAUAAUUGUAAAUAUCUUAA